CAUGUGACGUUGUUAUGUUCUUGGCAGGCAGCUGCACUGCGCGAGACUUUCUCUUCAGUCUAGUUCCGUGACAUAGGACUAUCUUUAAAAGUUUUACUCAUAUUCGUUUUGAAUAUGAGUUGAAUAUGAGUUCGUUUUGAUAGCCACCAACUUGACUUCGUCGCCAAAUGGAGAAAGUGACAUUCUUUCUUCUUCUUUGCUGUCAUGUCGUAUCUCCCGUGACGCACUCCUUGUGGCAUGUGUACACGGUGACCACCGGCAUCGCCAACCUUCCCGACAUGGUGGCGGUGGUGGUCGUUGACGGGAUCACCACGGAUCACUACGACAGCCUCACCAAGACGGCCGUGCCCAGAGAAGCUUGGAUGAACCGCAUCACCCAGUUGGACCCCGAUUACUGGAAGACGCAAACAUCCUUCUGGGAAGGCCAAGACCACUUUGGGAAAAUCAACAUUGACAUUCUUGGGAAACGCUUCAACCGCACUCAAGGCGUGCAUGUGUUCCAGGUGUUGCACGGCUGCGAGUACGACGACCAGACGCGCACCUUCAGAGGUUUCAAUUAUCACAGUUACGACGGAGACGACACGUUGUUCCUGGACAUGAACGAGCGGCGUUGGAUCUCCUUGAAGCCUCAGAUGGACGUCACCCAGAGGAAGUGGAACGACAACACGGGUUGGAUGGAGUUCAUGGAGCACCGCCUGCUGGACGACUGUCCUCGACGCCUCAACAACACGCUGGAAUGCGGAAAAAGUGUCCUGCAGAGAAUCGAGCGCCCCAUGGUGUCCCUGCUGCAGACCAGGCCUUCGGCAGUGGUCACGUGCCACGCCACCGGAUUCUACCCCGACAUAGCUGACAUGUUCUGGAGCAGAGACGGGAAGCAGAUUUACGAGCUCGUGGAGCACGGCGAGCUCCUCCCCAACCACGACCACACCUUCCAGCUCAGCGUGACCUUGGAGGUGAACACGCUGCCGCCCCACGACUGGCACAGAUACGCCUGCGUCUUCCGGCUGUCCGGGCUCCAGGAGGACAUCGUCGUCCCGUUGAACGCGUCCAAGAUCAUGACCAACUACGUGAAGCCUCUCAACAUCGCCAUCCCCGUGGCCACGCUCGUCGCCGCCAUCAUCGUGGCAACAGCGGCGGCCAUCGGCAUCUACAUUUGUAAGAAGAAACGAGCUCACAAGACCCAAGGUGGAAGUGACGAGGACGUCCAACAGAUGGAGACGCUGCAAGGAUGCAGACCCUGAGGACACGUCUUAGCGGACAAAGAGACAGGAAGAAGACGUUUCUCUCGGCUGGUGUGGUGUGGUGUGGCGAGUCGUACGUGUGGAACCUUCAAUCCCUGACACGAGCUGACGGCUCAGCUUUUAGCUCCUUGCCUAACUCUUGAAGUAACUGUUAUGUGGCACGCCAUGUAGUUGAAGGAAAAGAAGAGGCACAGAGCCAAUCAGGUUUGGUGUAGUCUUCAGGAAUCUAUUUUAAAGUCAAGUACUUUCCAAUGUCAAGUGUGGAAUGAAUAUGCUUGGAUAUGAAUGGAGUCCAUGCCAACAGCCUUGGCGCUACAUACUUCCAUAGAAUAUGGAGCGUCAUCAGGAAUAUAAAAGAUUAACCAGGUUAUUUGGACCGUACCAUUCACAGGCAAACCUGUACGGCCACCUUUGUGCCUUUUUACUGUCUUUUCCCUUUGCAGAUGUCAUUGACAUGUAGCUGAUUUCGUCAUGUAUUUAGUAAACGUGGCCUUAAUUACACCAAUUAUUAAGGCCAUUACAAAGUUCGAAACAAACUGGUGCUCGAUCGCAUCAGAACCGAGUAAGUAAAUCCAGUAAGUAUUAAUUGUGGUGGAUUGAGCCUCCCUUCAAGAACCAGCCCAAAUCCGGCCACACAUCACAAACUCUGUACGUUCUUUCAUUAACGUCAUACUUUGCCCAUCAUUAUCAGUCGUUAAACCUCAACGGGGACACUUGGAUCCGGAAUUACGUUAGAUACCGUAACAUUGAGGAGGCACAAAGUCCAAAUUGAUUAAAACGCGACUGCGUCAACCUAGCUAGUAGCGGAUGUCUUGCAUGACUCUUCAAAAUAAGAGAAGCAUGUUGGCAUUCAUUCCUAGAAAUGGUACAACGCUGUGUCGCAGUGGAUAUUUUACAGGCAACUGUAAUACAAAUUGAAGGGGAGGGUAGAAGAUAACAUCCGGUCCAACUGUUGCUGGAAACAUCUCCACCGGGUUCUAUCACCCGUGUGCACUGUUUGUCCUAGAAGUAAACAUUGUCACGUCGAUUGUGAUGCUUUUAAUUUGAAGAUCCAACGCUAACAUCGGGUACUAGCGGACGACUGCGUUUUAAUCACACUUUGGACUUUGUGCCGCCUAAACGUCAUCGUGUCUAAUCUAAUUCUGGAUCAAGUUGUCACCAUUGUGGUUUAGUACCCAUAACCAUCUUAGCUAAAGGUUGUUGUUGGAUUGCUGAUGUUGGAAUUCAAUAAAAAAAUCCUGUUUAUA
Molecule: messenger RNA, 2488 nt
Organism: Doryrhamphus excisus (bluestripe pipefish)
Lineage: Eukaryota; Metazoa; Chordata; Actinopteri; Syngnathiformes; Syngnathidae
Product: major histocompatibility complex class I-related protein 1-like
Biological process (GO): immune response
Cellular component (GO): external side of plasma membrane
Source: RefSeq, a predicted model, not a curated record